Molecule: messenger RNA, 2395 nt
Organism: Raphanus sativus (radish)
Lineage: Eukaryota; Viridiplantae; Streptophyta; Magnoliopsida; Brassicales; Brassicaceae
Exons: 2
Coding region: 180-2183 (667 amino acids)
Source: RefSeq, a predicted model, not a curated record
UGAAAAGGGGAGAGCACAACCCUAUAAAAGAGCGAGAUUUUCCUUAUCCCCCAAAGACGACGGAACGUUCGCCGCAGUUCUACUCCGACGUCAGCCUCUAAGUCAGAGUGAGCUCCUUAAUUUCUUAAUCUAGGGUUCCUUGGUAUAAAGGCGGUUGCUUUAGGAGGAGACCCACGAAGAUGAAUCUCACAAUUAACGGCGUUACAGAGACUUGGAUCAAAGGGACUACUUCCUCAGACCCAACACCUUCCAGUGUCAUUCCGAAGUUCUGGACCACGUGUCCAUUCUGUUCCGUGUGUUACAGAUUACACAGAAGCUCUGUCUGCAAACAGACCAGAUGUCGAUCUUGCAACAAGGAGUUCACCGCGCGUGAGAGACCUCUUCAAGGCCUUUCAUCUAAGGAUAGUUCCAUUAAAGGGGUGCUGAGUCAAAUCCUCCGUGAAACACAGCAGAGACACCCGGUUGCUCCUUCCAGUUCCGGUCCAAGCUUUUGGACAACGUGUCGGAACUGUGGGUGUAGACAUCGUUUUCUUAGAGUGUAUCUGGACAAAUGGUUCGUUUGUCCGAGUUGCAAGGAGGAAACCAUUGCAAUGGAAGUCCUUUCAAGUUCAGGUGAGGUUGUGUUCAACAAACAGUUCGAAGAUUUUAGAUCCCACUGUAAGAAAGAGGCAACAUCUGUCUCUGAAAAGCAAAGCUCUCCUGCUGUGAAGGUUGUUGGUGAGAAGAGAAAGAGGGAAGAGUUUGCUGCUGAUCUGAAGUUUAACGACUUUGAUAAGCUGAGGGAAGAAGCAAACUUUGCAGUUGGACAAGUUUGGGCUCUCUAUGACACAGCAGAUAAGGUUCCUAGACAGUAUGCUCUGAUCAGGAAAGUUUUUUCAGUUCCUUCUUUUGGGCUUAGGAUCACAUACCUAGAGCCAGAUCCUGAUGAUGAGAACGAGAUCCAAUGGUUUGAACAAGACUUGCCUGUUUCUGCUGGUAAGUUCAGACUUGGGAGUUCUGUGAACACAAAAGACCGUUCAUUAUUCUCACAUGUUACCCACUCCAACGAAGAAGGAAGCAACGACCCUGGUCAUUUCACUGUUUAUCCAAGGGAAGGAGAGACUUGGGCUCUAUUCAAGAACUGGGAUAUCAACUGGUCUUCAAAACCAGAUUCUCACCGCAAAUAUGAGUAUGAGUUUGUGCAGAUUUUGCAAGAUUAUUGCACUUAUGGAGUUGGUGUAUCUAUUGCAUUCUUGCAUAAAGCAAAAGGCUUUGCAAGCGUCUUCUUUCGUAUGGGAACUGGUGAUACCGACAAGUUUUGCAUGUUACCUCACUGUUUGUACCGAUUCUCCCAUAGGAUCCCUUCCUUCAAACUGACUGGAGUUGACGUCAAAGGUCUGCCAAAGUAUGCUUACGAGCUGGACCAAGCUGCGUUACCUGCAACAAUCGAAGAGGUGACCGUCCCUUCACAUCUAUUAGCAGACUAUGCACCUCCAAAGCCAGAGGCUCUCAGCUUUCCUAUAAAUGGAAAGGUUUUUCAAACUGGUCAGAUCUGGUCAUACGUCGGAUGUGAUGAUAACAACAUGCCUAGGGACUACUGUAGGAUCCAUAAGAUCAGUGUGACUCAAACAUUUGAGCAGGCUCCAGUUUACAAAAUAAUCUCCUUUCGGUUAAAGGCUAAGCCAUUGCCUGGGGAAGUCAUCCAGUGGUGGGAAAAGAAAAUGCCGGUUGGUUGUGGAACUUUCUUGGUGUCUAAAGUUCAUGUAGCACUCUCUCCAGAUAACUUUUCACAUCUGAUGGUAGUGCCUCAGACCUCCACGGAAGGGGAUGAAUAUACCAUUCUGCCCAAGAUUGGUCAAGUGUGGGCGAUACACAGAUUCUGGACUGGUUGCAUUGAUGAAACCUAUGAGGAACUUGUCAUUGUCGAAGUUCUUGAUGACGACGCCUUGGACUAUUAUAAGGUUUUAGCGUUGGAGCCUGCGCUGCAGUUUAAUGAAGAUGAAAGGAAGAAGAGAGUGUUUAGAGCAGCUGAGAGUAGGCCACGUGAUUUUGAUGAUGGGGAUGAGGCGAUGUUUACAAUCCCAAAGUCGAAAAUGCUGAGAUUCUCUCAUCAGAUUACUGCUACCCGGGUGAACGAGGAGAUAGAUGGAGAGUUGAAAGAACUUUUUGAACUCGAUUCUACAGCAGUACCUCCUGUACUGUGAGGGUUUCAAGAGCAUUGACUAGCAAGCGGGUGUCAGAGAAGGAUAAGUCCCUUUAUAUUAGCGUUUUGGUGGGUUCUGACUCACGGUUUGUUCUUGCUUUAAAGAUCUAAAACCCUUAACACUUUUAAGACUUUAUCCAUGGUUUAUGUAUAUUUUUCUUUUGUUGGUUCAAAAUCUAUGGAAGUUCAUGAAUCUUGUUGAGAUGGUGACUA